CUAAAAAUAUUUUUCAGUUUAGCUUUCGGAAAUAUAGGCAGGUCAAUAGUCACAAUUCUAUGCCAGGCAUUUUGUAUUUUUCUUAUAGGAUAAAUUUACUUACCAGUAAAUUGUGACCAAAUUAGUGCCCUUAUUUAUACUUACGUAUAUCAAUUUGCAUAUUUCAUCUCUUAUUGUGUUCUUUUUAUUUCCUGCAAUCCGUUUUGCCUGAAAUUAUUUUCUUGGAUAAAAUGAAUGACGGAAAACUUUGUGCAAAGCUUUAAAGGUGGUACACGUGUAAUAAUAAUCUAAAAAUUUGUCUAAGUUAAUCCAAGAAGGAAAGAGAAAUAAAAAAAAAAUGCGUAACCUUAGAAGAAUUUUUGCUAAACGAUAUUGUAAUAUCGAUAGAAUUAAACCGUAAUAUUGGUCAAUUGGUUUGUCUAUUUAGUCUAUGAUGCAGAUAUUGUUGUUGCAGAGUAAAGCAAAAAAAAGGCGAAAAACUACGCAGCAUUCAACAUAAAAGUGGAAAGUGAUACAAGGCCGUUCCGUGUGGUCCCCCUAUAGAGGGCUCAAGUACAAUUUUUACUUCCCAACUAUGUUCAUGUACUAGUCCACAUUUGUCAAGCAAGAACGAUAGUUAUUAUCAAAGGCAUAUUAUUGUGUUGUUGUUAUUGUCGUUAUACAUGUUCAAGUUGUGGCGGGCUUCAUUUAGGUCGACAAUUACCAAGCUUCGUAGCGGGUAUAGGGAGGCGCGUUUGUUUUGAUGAGUACAACCCCGCGUGUAGAAUUAACGGUGCUAUUUAGAGGAACCGCGAGGCAUCGGGAGUUUGACUACAUGUGUUUAUUUUUACUGGAACUUACUGAAACACUAUUUCUUUUAUUGUUUAUUACACAGUUUAGAGCAGCAUUUUGGUGAGUGUCGAUAUGGGCAGAUAAAAAUGCAAAAGCUAACUAAACUACCUUUUUUAGAAGGUUUAUUAAUAACAUAGUUUAUAUGCGUCCAUCACUACCAAAGUGUAAUUUUUAUGUUAUGUGGGCUGAGUGUGAGGCUUAGUUAUGCCGAUUGUACCCAUUUGGAUCGAGAUAAGUACUUACUAAUCCUCGGUUUUCCCCGAAUCAGCCCAUAUCCUCAUCUUCAGCUAAAAGCAGGGAGCGUCUAGCAUCACAAGACUAUUAGGUUGAGUUUCCCCUGGUCAGGUUUUUAAUUUUUACAAACGAGUUAGCUACCAGCACCUGAGUGUAACCCUUCUGGCCGUGCUCUGAACCUAACAAGAUAUAGUCUAGCAGACUAUAUCUUUGUUCAGUUGUAACUUUACGAACCACUUUUUCCUUCAGGGUUCUCUUUGCCAGCACCUUGCCUGUUGCUCAACACUUUCGUGGUCGAGUGAUGAAGCAUGUAAACUCCCUUAUGAUGUUUCCUUCAGACAAUUUUAUUUUUCCUAUCAUUUGUCCUUUUCUAAUAUGCGUCAGCACCAUAUACGUCGCCAGCAAGUUAUUUGCUAUACUUUUUAGGCUUGCAAUGCAAAGUGCAGAGAUGUCCAGUAGGACUUUCACGUAUUUUAUGAAGAUGGCUUUGAAACACUCAGUGGCCCGCCAGAAUCUGUAAAAUGGCCAAGUGGAAGAUUUUGAAGAAAAAGACGGAACGGGCUAAUUCAUCUGCCUCGGAUUCGUCAGAUUCGGAAGCUGAAGUUCCACUAACGCGUAAAUCUGACGAAACGUUUAAAAGAAAGUACAAGUGGACAAACAAACAGCGUCUUCUCAUUUUUGCUUCUCGUGGAAUAACUUAUCGAGACCGGCAUCUGAUGAAUUCAUUUCGGACAAUGCUUGCUCACUCAAAGGAGGAAUGUAAGUUCGAAAAAAAGGAUAGUUUACUAGCCAUCAACGAAGUUGCCGAAAUGAAAAACUGCAACAAGGUGAUGUAUAUGGAAAACAGACGUAGAUCUGACACGUAUAUGUGGCUAGCAAAUAUGCAAACUGGUCCAACUCUCAAGUUCCUCGUGCAGAAUAUUCACACAAUGGAAGAACUCAAGUUUAGUGGCAACUGCCUUCGUGGGUCUCGGCCCUUUCUAUCGUUUGACCCAGCCUUCGACUCCCAUCCAUGGUCACGUUUAGUCAAGGAAGUUCUUGCUCAGACCUUUGGAACACCGGCCUACCAUCCACGCUCUCAGCCCUUUUUCGAUCAUGUCUUUGUGUUUCGAUUACUCGAUAAACGUAUAUGGUUUCGAAACUAUCAGAUUGUAGAGGAAGACGGAUCAUUGGUGGAGAUAGGGCCGCGAUUCUGUUUGAAUCUCGUGAAGAUCUUCGAUGGUCCCUUCUCAGGUGCAGUAAUUUAUACGAAUCCUCAUUAUGUAGCCCCCAAUAAAAUGCGACGCCUAGCACAAAAGGAGAAUAAAUACAUGGAACGUAAAGAACAAAAGGCAAAACGCCAAUUUAUCGAGAACCUUCCGGCGCCGCCGCCGGAGGACCCCUACAUGGACGUAUUUGAAACGAAACCCCCGGAAGAAGCCGUUGGAAUAGAAAAGAACACAUUUUACAGAUUAGAUCUAAAUGCUAAGCGCAAGAAAAAAAAUAAAAAAUCUGAAGAAAAAGAGUCUAAAACAACUUAAGAAGAAUAAAAACACCAAGCAGAUCCGGAAAGGAUAAGGUCUUUGGGAAGGCAUAGACGCGGAAUCGAUGUCAGACAGUUUCAUUUUGUAAUCUAAGCUACUAAAGUUGAUGAUAAAAACAAAACCUGUACAUAAUUGAAAAAAUUAUAUAACUUUAAAUAAAUAAAAUAGUUUCUUGAAUUUUUGUGACACGG
Messenger RNA from Varroa destructor (honeybee mite), 2779 nucleotides. RefSeq names its product ribosome biogenesis protein BRX1 homolog. Gene Ontology annotation, biological process: ribosomal large subunit assembly; rRNA processing. Gene Ontology annotation, cellular component: nucleolus. Gene Ontology annotation, molecular function: rRNA binding. The record is from RefSeq and is a predicted model, not a curated record. NCBI's taxonomy places the organism in Eukaryota, Metazoa, Arthropoda, Arachnida, Mesostigmata, Varroidae.